AUGAUGGCGGACGCCACUACCUCGCAUAUAGUGAACUUUACGCAUAGGACUCUCCGCAGUCCACACCUCCGAUUCUCACCCGUCUACUCGAAGAAGUGGAAUAAGCGCGAGCUGACUAUUCCCUUGAACCAGACUAACAUUCCAAUGUCGGGUAUCAAUACCGGCGUGUUUUUCGCUGCGGUGAUGCCGGGGCUGUACGCGCAGUGCUUGAGUUUGUUGACCGAGCCGCGGAAACGGUUGGUGGCGAUUGGGUGCUUGGCCGGGAUGGGGGGAAGCAGGGUGUUAAGAGGGUGCUUGAUGUGGGUGGUGGGGGUGCUUGGGUGCUUGCUUGGAAGAGUAUUGUCGAAGCGGAAGAGGAGAGAAGGAGGGGUGAGCUUCCAGAGAGAACAGGGAAACCGUCACUUGGCCUGGGUGGGAGAGCUCUGCCGGUGGUGAGGGAGAGGAGUAGAUUGCGUGCAGUGGUCGUCGAGGCUCUUGGACGAUACUCUGUUUAUUCUGCGAGUGCCGGAUAUCUAUUUUGAAAACCGACACUACACGCCAGCGCCCCUGUAGAGAAGAGUAAGGCUUAGCUGAGAAAGCCCUACGAUUUGAUCAUUGCUACAAAAAGAAUCCUCCCAAUAGGGAAGUCAUUUUUCCGCCGCCAAACCGUUGAGCAACUCUGGCCGCACGUAAACCCCAACGGCCGCGUCCUUUCGAUCAGCGAAAUGGGCACGCUGCUGGACAUCUGGGCCCUCGCCUAUGCCCGCUCCACCAUCCUAGAGGACUGCAGCAAGAAUGUUGGCGAAGCUUUUCAACCACCCCCCGACCAAGAAUGCCAGUAGCUUCGCCAACCCUUCUAUCGAAAAGGAGCGCGGCGCUGUAAUCGCCCCAUGCACGAACCAAGAACAAUGCCUCAUGUUCCCCUCUGGCUCCACAGACGGCACCAACCGCAAACACUACUGCCUCUCGCUGUGCUAUGAGCACCCUGGCUAUCUGCAGGCUCGUGGAUGAGUCAUCCAAAAAAAAACCCCCCCAUGAAGAUCUCGAGUACUCAUAUGUCGCCUUCUGUCGUGGCAUCGACUAGCGCACCGACACGAAGAACAAGAUUAACUCAACAAUAGACGACAUUGGCAUAACCUCCUUCGACGGCGAACCUGACACGCCAAUUCAGAACCCCCAACACAAUGCAAGAACUCGGCAAUUACAGUUUGGCCCUCCUGCGUAUUAUACUCCCACCUGGCAAAAGCGACUCGUAUAUUAUACUCGACUGAUGCACUCCGACGGGUUCUAUCGAACACUGGGUUGUUCCCAAGAACCUCAGAAAAUUGGAGUACAGAGACGCGAGGAAUAGCGGAUGGGGUGAUCUCUGGGCACUUGGAGCGAAAGCUCGCACUAGCCGAAACAUAAAGAUC
Messenger RNA from Tuber aestivum (summer truffle), 1391 nucleotides. NCBI's taxonomy places the organism in Eukaryota, Fungi, Ascomycota, Pezizomycetes, Pezizales, Tuberaceae. The record is from the annotation of a GenBank genome assembly.